ACAGGUACCCUCUGACCUGCCUGCAAUGAGAUAAGUUGGCAGAAUUACACAGACGCCUUUGGAAGGCAGCCGGAGACAAGCAUUGCAGGGCUGCUCAACACAGCUCUUUAAAGAGCUCAUGGCUGGAAAACGAGGAGAACCUUGUUGACUUUGGCUUUGCUGUGGGGAGACCGAACUCCUGCCAUAAUUCAGCUCCUCUACCUGGCAGCAUGAAUUCCAGGCUUGGAGCCAGUCCUCUGUACACCAGCCUCUGGGACUUUGAGGCCAGGACACUGACAGAAAUCAGCUUCCGGGCAGGAGACCUCUUCCAGGUCAUCAGGCAAGAAGGAGAAUGGUGGUGGGCCAAGAAAGUCGAUGGCUCGAACAGGAUCCUAGCAGAAGGUUAUGUUCCUUACAAUUACUUAGCAGAGCAGGAGACCAUGGAGGCAGAAUCCUGGUUUUUUGGGCAGAUCUCACGUUCCGAGACCUUACAGAGGCUGCUGUCAGAAAAGAACAAGGCCGGGGCCUUUCUAAUCCGAAUCAGUGAGAAAAAAGAUACUGACUACGUGCUUUCAGUUCGGGAUGACUCAAUUGUGAGGCACUACAAGAUCUGGCGGAACUCCCAGGGGAACCUCUACAUGAACGCUGCGCUCUCCUUCCCAGAUCUGCUCAGCCUGGUGGAGCAUUACAAAGCGAAGAACCUCUCCCACGGCCUGAGACUGACAAUCCCCUGCUGGAAGCAAGAACAAGAGCCUCUUCCUCACUGGGAUGACUGGGAAAGACCCAGAGAAGAAUUCAGUCUGGUCAAGAAGCUGGGAGCUGGAUACUUUGGAGAAGUCUAUGAAGGAUAUUGGAAAAACAAGGUCAAAGUUGCAAUUAAAACAAUCCCCAAAGCUGACCUGACGUACCAGGCCACUUUCAAGAACGAAACCGAGGUCAUGAAGAAUCUGAGGCACAAGCACAUCCUCUCCCUCUAUGCCAUCUCUUCUGUUGGAGAUCCUGUCUACAUCAUCACAGAGCUCAUGCUCAAAGGAAACCUGCUAGAUUUUCUCCGAGCGUCAGAAGGGGAGCAUCUGGAAAUGACCGACCUGGUUGACAUGGCAUCCCAAGUGGCUGAUGGGAUGUGCUACUUAGAGUCUCAGAAUUUUAUUCACCGAGAUUUAGCUGCGAGAAAUAUUCUUGUUGGAGAAAACAACAUCUGCAAAGUGGGUGACUUUGGCCUGGCCAGGCUUAUCAAGGAUGAUGUGUACUUGUCUUACUCCCACAAUAUCCCCUAUAAAUGGACAGCCCCUGAGGCCAUUUCCCACGGACGCUAUUCCAUCAAGUCCGAUGUUUGGUCUUUUGGGAUCCUUCUGUAUGAAAUUAUCACCUAUGGGCAGAUUCCAUACCCAGGUAUGAGUAACAGCGAGGUUUGCAAAAAAGUCCAAACAGGUUUCCAAAUGUCCCGCCCGCCAAAGUGCCCACCCAUGCUCUAUGAAAUCAUGCGCAAGUGCUGGCACCUCAGUCCAGAUCAGAGGCCUGACUUCCAGUACCUCAAAGGGAAACUCUACAGUUUCACGCUCUAUGAGAACCCAGGCCGAUAGCUGCACCAGGAGCCUUCUCUUUCUGUUUCCUUUCAUCUCUUUUGAAGCCUGACAUUUCUGUUAUAAAGACCUCGGGGAUAUGAAACCAAUAGCUCUCUGGCCUCUGAAACAAGUACACAAUGUAGCCUUGGAUAUCUGCAGGCUUUUCCUAGGUCAUUUUCUGAUAUACUAAGGAUACAUGCUUAAAGAACCGCUGUUUCCAGAGAAGAUUAAUCUAUUUCAGGAGCAAGGACUCAUGUCACUUAUCAAUCAUUUCACACACAAAUCUGAAGCAACACAAGCAAAACCAUUUGGGGUUGAUUCUCUCACUAUAAAAGACAAUAUAUUCCUUCUGUCCACCUUGCAAAUUCAUUUCAAGACUUCCUGCUGACCAGACCAUUGUAUAGUUACGCCUGCUCCACAGACGCGAUGGUGUUCUGUAAGACUUAAUUUUUGCAGUAAUGUUAGAAUGUGUAAAUGAUUAGCAAAAUCUAUGACAAUAAUCUACAUGUCCCGGGGGAACUUUUAUUGGACUCCACGGUGAGGAAUAACAGAAUGAUCAG
This is a messenger RNA of Trachemys scripta elegans, 2104 nucleotides long. RefSeq names its product protein tyrosine kinase 6 (gene PTK6). The record is from RefSeq and is a predicted model, not a curated record. Gene Ontology annotation, cellular component: extrinsic component of cytoplasmic side of plasma membrane. NCBI's taxonomy places the organism in Eukaryota, Metazoa, Chordata, Testudines, Emydidae. The transcript is spliced from 8 exons. Gene Ontology annotation, biological process: cell surface receptor protein tyrosine kinase signaling pathway; cell differentiation; innate immune response. Bases 210 to 1562 code for a protein of 450 amino acids. Gene Ontology annotation, molecular function: signaling receptor binding; ATP binding; non-membrane spanning protein tyrosine kinase activity.